Molecule: messenger RNA, 813 nt
Organism: Zerene cesonia (dogface butterfly)
Lineage: Eukaryota; Metazoa; Arthropoda; Insecta; Lepidoptera; Pieridae
Gene: apn
Product: protein apnoia
Exons: 3
Coding region: 1-447 (148 amino acids)
Source: RefSeq, a predicted model, not a curated record
AUGUGCAAAAUGUUUGGUGUCCUCAGCCUGGCCUAUGUCGCCAUUUUCGCCUUCGCGGUGGUUAACUGUGAAGACGUAUCGAACGAAGGAGUUCUGGAUCAUUUGAGCGGAGACAACAGCGUCGGCAGAACGUUCGGUCACAAUGCUCUGAAGCGAUUAUCGUUCAUAUUUUUGCCGGUGAUGUUCACCCUUGGAGUUAUUUCAACUCUUCUGAUGGCUCUCGCUGUCAUAUCCAUAAAGAAUCUUGCUAUUGGCGUAGUCCUCCUAAUAGUGGCUGUCAGUCAGGCGGUGUCUCGUUUAUUCUCUGUAGCAGCUCCCGCACCUGUAGUAUUCCACCCAAGAGCUGAGGCUGUCUUACCGCCUGCGCUCCCGGCGCCCUGGCCAGUGGCUGGACCCCUCCUAUCACCCUGGGCUAGAUCUGACAACGAUGCCGUUAUAUCCGACUAAAGCACCCCCACUUAAAUAAUACCUAGUACAAAAUUUUAUAAUAAGAAUUUAAAAAUAAUGGAGAUAGGUUAGUAACACUUUAUUAUAACAACUUCGUUACUUUGGAAGAAGUUAUAUAAAACAUGGAAAAUUACCGUCUUUCAUACCUAUUGCAUAAAUAAAAUGUCCCUCACCUGCAGCGAAGCGACUUAUUGAAGAAUUUGCAUUUAUUGGAAAUGCCAGAUGUGUAUUCUGCGAAAUACAUCAACAAUUGUUUGGCAUUUCCAUCUUCGUCUAUCUCUCAUAAGACUUCAUGGAAGACUGACGACGAUGAAUAGUUAUAGGGUAACAUAUUUAUUUAUAUGAAUAAACUCAAUGUUAAAUAAA